UCCAUAUGGCAUAAAUCAGACUUACAAGCACGCACGCCAGAGCAUAGAAAUUGCUUCCAUUCGUUUUCUCCUUGCUGCAUGCAGCGAUAGAGUUUUUGACCUUGUCAAUAAGGCUUAGAGUAGAAAAAGAGAUAAAGAAACAACAAAUCCAGCCGAUGAUGAGUUGGUUGUAAGAAGUGAGAAAUUGGUGACAUUUUCAAGGAUGUUCAAAGCGAUAGUUUUUAGAGGGAAGCCAUGGAGAAGAAAGAGUUUGGCUUUGAAGGCGAGGAAAAGGCUUUAACUAUUAUAAAGUUAUACUUUCUUUGCAAACCUCUUCCCUCAAUAUUGAGUGAAUCAUGUCUCUUCUGCAGUUUAACACAUCUUCUAAUUCAAAUAACUAAGCUAUCUGUAAUAGUGAGAAGGCAGGAUUUACCACCAGGAAGGUUGGAAAGGGAAGAAUAUGAUUUCAAAGCUCUUUCUGUUCUUUCUGCUUGCAGGAGGCCUUCAAGUUGGUCAUGGAGAUACAGAUGCUGGAGAUGCUGCGGCUCUCCGAUCUUUGAUGAACAACUGGAAGAACUCACCACCGAGCUGGGGGAAGACUAAUGAUCCUUGUGACGCACCAUGGGAAGGAGUUGCAUGUGAAAAUUCGAGGGUGACUGCGCUGAAACUGUCAACUAUGGGACUCCAAGGUAAAUUAAGCAGCGACAUAUCCCAACUUUCUGAGCUUCAAUUGCUGGAUCUGUCCUACAAUAAUGAUCUUAAUGGUUCACUACCUUCUAGCGUAGGAAAUCUGAAGCAGAUUACCACCCUGAUCUUGGCAGGCUGCAGCUUUUCUGGAAUCAUUCCACAAGAGCUUCAUAGCUUAGAAAAACUCUCAUUCUUAGCUCUGAACUCAAAUAAGUUCACUGGAAGUAUACCUCCUUCUAUUGGCCUUCUCUCCAAUCUAUAUUGGCUGGACCUUGCAGACAAUAAGCUUACAGGACCUAUUCCUAUCUCAUCCAACGGAUCCCCAGGCUUGGAUCUUCUCAUUAACACUAAGCAUUUCCAUUUUAACAAGAAUCAGUUAUCUGGCCCGAUACCGAGUGGUCUCUUCAGUUCUCAAAUGCAACUAAUACAUCUACUCUUAGAUUCCAACAAAUUUACAGGACAGAUCCCAGAAUCAAUAGGACUCGUAACAUCGCUAGAGGUUCUACGACUUGACAGUAAUUCUUUAAGUGGCCGAGUUCCUUCUACCAUAAACAAUCUUACAGUAGUCAACGAGCUGAACUUGGCCAACAAUCAACUAACCGGAGCACUGCCUGAUCUGACUGGGAUGAACCUCCUCAGCUAUGUGGAUUUGAGCAACAACAGUUUUGAUUCCUCAGAAGCUCCAGCCUGGUUCUCCACGCUUCAAUCGUUGACUACUUUGGUGAUAGAAUCUGGAGGACUUCAUGGUAAUUUUCCAUCCAAAGUGUUCAGCUUUCCUCAGUUACAACAAGUGUUAUUAAGUGAGAAUGCAUUCAAUGGUACUCUUGAUUUAGGUAAUCCCAGCUCAGAGUUACAGAUGGUGAAUUUCCAAAACAAUGCCAUCUCUGGGUACAAAUCUUCUGCAACUUUCAAUGAAAUUCUAAUACUUGUUGGAAAUCCGGUAUGCACUACUCUGCAAGCAAAUCCCAUCUAUUGCAGCCUGCAACAACAAAUGAAAGUUCCUUAUUCCACUAGCCUAGGCCAUUGUAAUUCUGCUUUAUGUUCCCUUCAACAGAGUGUCAAUCCUCAGAGUUGUUCAUGCGCUUAUCCAUAUCAGGGAUUCUUAGUAUUUCGGGCGCCAUUUUUCCGAGAUGUUACAAACAUCACACGGUUUCAAGAUCUUGAAAGUUCCCUUUCGAGUAAGCUAAGCCCUGCUAUUGGGUCAGUGUAUCUAUCACAGUUGACCUUCAACGAGAAUAAUUAUUUGGAAAUGCAACUGAAACUCUUUCAUCCAACUGCAAUGUACUUCACACGGUCAGAAAUUCAGAAACUUGGGUUUUCUCUGAGCAACCAAACUUAUAAACCUCCAGCAGAAUUUGGACCAUACUAUUUCAGUGCCUUUCCAUAUCCUUUUUCAGACAGCAAUGGCGGAAAAAAUUCAAUGAGCACGGGCGCUAUAGCUGGAAUUGCAGUUGGUUGUAUCAUUCUACUCAUUCUACUAAUAGUUCUUGCAAUUUAUGCCAUCGGGCAGAAGAAGAAGGCAGAGAGAGCCGUUGAACAAUCAAAACCUUUUGCGUCAUGGAUAUCAACAACCAAAGAUAAUGGUGGUGCACCACAACUUAAAGGAACAAGAUUGUUCUCAUUUGAAGAACUCAAAAGGAGUACAAAAAAUUUUUCAGAAGCCAAUGAAAUUGGAUCAGGAGGUUAUGGCAAGGUCUACAGAGGUAUUCUAUCAAGCGGGGAACUUGUAGCAGUUAAAAGAGCUAAGCAAGGAUCCAUGCAGGGUGCACUUGAAUUCAAGACUGAAAUCGAACUGCUUUCAAGGGUUCACCACAAAAACCUAGUAGGCCUUGUUGGCUUUUGCUUUGAGCAAGAAGAGCAAAUGCUGGUGUAUGAAUACAUUCCCAAUGGAACACUAAGGGAGAACUUAACGGGGAGAAGAGGAAUACAACUGGAUUGGAUCAGGAGACUAAAAAUCGCUCUAGGCUCAGCUAGAGGAUUGGCAUAUCUUCAUGAACUUGCUAAUCCUCCAAUAAUUCAUAGAGAUAUUAAGUCUACCAAUAUCCUUUUGGAUGAAACUUUGACAGCUAAGGUUGCAGAUUUUGGUAUCUCAAAGCUUGUUUCAGACAGCCAGAAGGGUCACAUUUCCACCCAAGUCAAGGGAACCUUGGGUUAUUUAGAUCCAGAAUACUACAUGACUCAGCAGCUGACUGAGAAGAGUGAUGUUUAUAGCUUUGGAGUGGUGAUGUUGGAACUGAUUACUGCCAAACUACCAAUAGAGAAUGGCAAGUAUAUCGUUAGGGAAGUGAGAUUGAUUUUGGAUGACAUAGAUGAAGAAUAUUAUGGCCUAAAGAACAUAAUUGACCCAAUGAUUGCAAAGACUACAAAUCUGAUAGGAUUCAAGAGGUUUGUAGAGCUUUCCAUGAAGUGUGUUAAUGAAACUGCGGCAUAUCGGCCAACAAUGAAUGAAGUGGUGAAAGUGAUUGAGACAAUGCUACAGAAUGAGGGACUGAAAACAAGUUCCAGUUCUGCAACUUCAUCUGUUACUGACUUUGGGAACACAAUUGGUGCUUAUCAUCCUUACAACGAUUCACCAAGGAGCAAGGACAUGAACGGCGACGCUUUCCAGUAUAGUGGUGGUUACUCAUUUGCCCGAAGAGUUGAGCCAAUAUAGUGGGCUUAUUCCUUUUCUUUUUAAACAAAAAGUCAGUCUUGGCUCUUAAAUUGUAUUUUGUAAGGCCAAAACUCUUCAAUACCAUUCCACACAGUUUGCUGCAUGCCCAUCAAGUUGCAUGACCUUUUUUUCUUCACUUAUCAGGUUUAAUUACCAGUUUCAUGGCUUCUCUUUUAACGCCAAACAUGAUUCGUAUAAGAUGAAUAAGAAAGUGUAUGUGAAGCUUUUUCCA
Dendrobium catenatum is the source of this 3551-nucleotide messenger RNA. Its product is annotated as probable leucine-rich repeat receptor-like protein kinase At5g49770. Gene Ontology annotation, biological process: protein phosphorylation. Gene Ontology annotation, molecular function: ATP binding; protein kinase activity; protein binding. The record is from RefSeq and is a predicted model, not a curated record. NCBI's taxonomy places the organism in Eukaryota, Viridiplantae, Streptophyta, Magnoliopsida, Asparagales, Orchidaceae. The coding region runs from base 440 to 3319 and encodes 959 amino acids. The transcript has 20 exons.